GGGCGGUAUCAUCAUUUGAAACUAUGCCAGCUCACAUGGCCAAUGGGAGCUGCUUCCUGGUUUUCCUCUGUCUUGUCUGCAGUUGUGAUGGGACCUGCCCCAAUAUGUGCCUCUGUCUAUCCGAUACUGUUAGCUGUAGCUCUGCUGGCUUCACCAAAUUCCCCACAGUCUUACCCACCUUCUCCAUCACCGUGGACCUCAGCCACAACUACCUAUCCUAUCUGGGCGCUGGCAGCUUUGAGAAGAUGCCCAGGCUAGAAAACCUUUGCCUUGCCCACAAUCAGCUCACGAGUCUGGGGGAAGGUGUGUUCCAAAACGCCUCUGGUCUCCGGUUUCUGGAUCUGUCAUCGAAUAAACUCCAUCUGGUAGAACAGCACUACUUCCAUGGGCUUUGGCGAUUGGAGGAACUUCUUCUUUUCAACAACAAAAUAACACAAGUUGAAUCUGGCAUGUUGAAUGGCCUGAGUAGCUUAAAGAAACUAUACCUUAGCCUUAACCAGCUUACAAACUUCCCAUUUUUCACCAUACAAGAUCAUACCCAUCCCUUUUUAACCAUGCUGGACCUCUCGUCAAAUCGUCUGAACAACUUACCAUGGGAAGAUAUUAAAGCUUUACCCAGUUUGGUCCAAAGGGGCUUGUAUUUGCAUAAUAAUUCUUUAACCUGUAAUUGUGCUAUGUACAGUAUGUUUUGGCACUGGCAGCUACGAAACUACGAAACUCUCAAAGACUUCACAGAUGACCACAGAUGUUUAAUCUAUGGUGAAAUGCGAGCGACUAUAAAGUUCUUGCAUCAUACCCGUUUUUUCCACAACUGCACCCUAGAAAAGGCCGUAUCCCUUCCAGUCACUGUCUACCUAUCCACUGUUUUGGUCACAGAGGAAGAUACUAUUAGCCUAGAUUGCCAAACAUCCAUAAAAAGCACAGAGCUAUCAUAUACAUGGCUAACACCAAGCAAGGGCUACCUGACUCCAGCUACCAAGAACAGUUCGCUAAUUACCAUCUUCCCCAAUGGGACUUUGGAGAUGCAAUCCGUCAAGGUCAACGAUUCAGGGCUCUACGUAUGCACAGCUGUCAGUGUUAAACUUGGGGUGAAUGCUACGCGGGAGGUGAAUGUAACUGUAUCGUUGCCUCCACCUGAGUCAUUCAACACAGGAUAUACAACACUGCUAGGCUGCGCAAUCACAAUGAUCCUAAUUCUUAUGUACCUCUACCUGACCCCCUGUCGCUGUAGCUGCUGUAAACAACCCAAGCCCCCUUCAGUUACGACCUAUGACCCCAGCAGUUUGUCCUCAGUGUUCUCCUCAUCCAUCAGGGAGAACAAACCCUACAACGACAAGCAUGUAGCGUUUCUGGAGCCAAUGAUGAGUCCAGAGGUGUCAGAGGAGUGGACUCAAGAGAGUUGA
Messenger RNA from Boleophthalmus pectinirostris (great blue-spotted mudskipper), 1403 nucleotides. RefSeq names its product amphoterin-induced protein 3-like. Gene Ontology annotation, molecular function: protein binding. The coding region runs from base 24 to 1403 and encodes 459 amino acids. The transcript has a single exon. The record is from RefSeq and is a predicted model, not a curated record. Lineage: Eukaryota; Metazoa; Chordata; Actinopteri; Gobiiformes; Gobiidae.